Messenger RNA from Periconia digitata, 785 nucleotides. NCBI's taxonomy places the organism in Eukaryota, Fungi, Ascomycota, Dothideomycetes, Pleosporales, Periconiaceae. The record is from the annotation of a GenBank genome assembly.
GUCUUAUCAGUGAAAGUACCGAGAUGAUCAAGAAACCGCUCACGCUUUCAACGUUGAUAAUCUCUAUUGCGCUUAUUCCUGCCUUCAUAUUCUGGGUCGGUCGUCAGGAGAGGCUUGGCAGACCGGCUGUCAUACCUAACUCGUUGUGGCGGAACCGCAUCUUCACCACCAUCUGCGUGGCCGUCUUCUUAACGUGGGGAAUUUUCAACGCCCUCGAGACCUACCUGACACUCUUUUUUCAAGAAGUCCAGCAUGCUUCCCCUUUGGAGACUGCAAUCCGCUUUCUGCCCACCCCCAUUGUAGGCGCUUUGGUCAACAUCUUCAUGGGCGCGUACUCACAUAAAUUCCGCGCCGACUAUACUCUCAUUUUUGGCGCAAUCCUGACUUGUAUCGCGGCCUUGCUAUUCUGCAUGAUCCAGCCUGAAUGGAUUUAUUGGGCUUGCGCAUUCCCUGUGGUGGCCCUCAAUCCCAUUGGUGCCGACACUCUUUUCACCAUCUCUAAUCUCGUCAUAGUAUCGGUUUUCCCGGAGCGUACGCAGGGUCUGGCCGGCGGUGUGUUCAACACUAUCUCGCAACUCGGAAAGAGUGUUGGAUUGGCGACUUCCGGGGUUAUUGCAACCUCUGUUACAGAAGGCAGCGAAUUUCAACAUAAGGAAAGCCCCGAAGCGUUGAUGGAAGGGUACCGCGCGGCUUUGUGGUUCAAUUUCGCAUGUAGUGCUGUGACGGUAAUACUUCUAGGAUGGGGCCUGAGAGGUAUUGGAAAAGUUGGUGCGAAGAGGGACUAA